Molecule: messenger RNA, 4637 nt
Organism: Tachysurus vachellii
Lineage: Eukaryota; Metazoa; Chordata; Actinopteri; Siluriformes; Bagridae
Gene: taf2
Product: TAF2 RNA polymerase II, TATA box binding protein (TBP)-associated factor
Exons: 26
Coding region: 441-4025 (1194 amino acids)
Biological process (GO): transcription initiation at RNA polymerase II promoter
Cellular component (GO): transcription factor TFIID complex
Molecular function (GO): RNA polymerase II general transcription initiation factor activity; transcription cis-regulatory region binding; chromatin binding
Source: RefSeq, a predicted model, not a curated record
AAAAGUCACGAACAAAAUGUCUGUGCUCGGUUUAUUGACGCUGAUUAUUGGCUCAAAGGUCUAAAGAUCUUCUGACAUGUUUAAUAGAAGCGGUUUCUGUAACCUGCAGCUCUCACUGAGGGCAGUAACGUUUAUUAUUAACGUUUAUUAUUAAUGUUUAUUAUUAAUCUCUGUUAUUAAUGUUUACAGUUGGCUCUAAAAGCGUAGCUUCUUCCCCUUAGCCUGUUAGCUCGUUAGCCUGUUAGCUCGUUAGCCUGAUAGCUCGUUAGCAUGUUAGCUCGUUAGCCUGAUAGCCCGUUAUCCUGUUAGCAUGUUAGCUCAUUAGCCUGUUAGCUCUUUAGCAUGUUAGCUCGUUAGCCAGUUAGCUUUCGGCGCAGCAACAGUGAGCUUCAACAUUCUGUGAUUUUUUUUACCACCACCAUCAACACAAAGCUACGAAAAUGAACCGGAAAAAGGACAAAGGCUUCGAGAGUCCGCGACCUUAUAAAUUAACACACCAGGUGGUCUGUAUUAACAACAUCAACUUCCAGAGGAAGUCAGUUAUUGGUUUUGUGGAGCUGACCAUCUUCCCCACCGUGGUGAACCUGAACCGCAUCAAACUGAACAGCAAGCAGUGCCGCAUUUACAGGGUGCGAGUGAACGAGCUGGAAGCACCAUUUCUAUAUAACGACCCCACGCUGGAGGUCUGCCACCACGAGUCCAAGCAGCGAAACCUGAACUACUUCUCCAGCGCUUAUGCUGCAGCAGUGAGUGCCGUUGAUCCAGAUGCAGGGAAUGGAGAGCUCUCUAUUAAAGUGCCUGCUGAACUGUGGAAGCAGGGAGACGAGAUGAAGGUACUGAAGGUGUAUAUUGAGUUCUCCCUGGACCAACCUAAAGGAGGGCUGCACUUUGUUGUGCCUGACAUGGAGGGCAGCAUGGCUGAGAGAGGAGCUCACGUCUUCUCCUGCGGAUACCAGAAUUCCACUCGGUUCUGGUUCCCGUGUGUGGACUCGUACUCUGAGCUGUGCACGUGGAAGCUGGAGUUCACUGUGGACGCCUCCAUGGUGGCCGUGUCGUGUGGUGACCUCAUGGAGACCAUCUACACUCAUGACAUGCGCAAGAAGACUUUUCAUUAUGUGCUGCCCAUCCCCACCGCUGCCCCCAACAUCUCACUGGCAGUGGGGCCAUUCGAGGUCCUUGUGGAUCCGUACAUGCAUGAGGUGACUCAUUUCUGCCUGCCUCAGCUUCUGCCCCUACUUAAGCACACCAUGUCGUACCUACACGAGGUGUUUGAGUUCUAUGAGGAGAUCCUGACCUGCCGCUACCCGUACUCCUGCUUUAAGACCGUGUUUGUGGACGAGGCCUACAUGCAGGUCUCCUCCUUUGCCUCCAUGAGCAUAUUCAGUACGAACCUCCUGCACAGCGGAUUGAUUAUAGACCAGACUCCAGUAACACGCCGCGUUCUGGCACAGGGCCUGGCACAACAGUUUUUUGGCUGCUUCAUCUCACGCAUGUCAUGGUCUGACGAGUGGGUGUUGAAAGGCAUCUCCGGCUACAUCUACGGUCUCUACCUGAAGAAGACGUUUGGAGUGAACGAGUAUCGCCACUGGAUCAGGGAGGAGCUGGACAGGAUUGUGGAGUACGAGCUGAAAACAGGAGGCGUUCUGCUGCACCCCACGUUCGCCGGAGGAAAAGAAAAAGACAGCCCAACGCCACACUUACAUUUCUCUAUUAAACACCCACACACACUGUCCUGGGAGUACUACAAAAUGUUCCUGUGCAAGGCUCACCUGGUCAUGAGGCUGAUCGAGAACCGCAUCAGUAUGGAGUUCAUGCUGCAGGUGUUUAACAAGUUGCUCAGCCUGGCCAGCACAGCUUCAUCUCAGAAGUAUCAGUCACACAUGUGGAGCCAGAUGCUUUUGUCCACCUCUGGGUUUCUCAAAUCCAUCUCCAAUGUGUCAGGGAAGGACAUUGGGCCGUUGAUCAAGCAGUGGGUAGACCAGAGUGGAGUGGUUAAGUUCUUUGGGAGCUUUGCCUUCAACAGGAAAAGAAACGUGCUGGAGCUGGAGAUCCGUCAGGAUUACAUGUCCUCCGGCACGCAGAAAUACGUGGGCCCCAUUAAAGUGACUGUGCAGGAACUGGACGGAUCCUUUAACCACAUGCUGCAGAUCGAAGAGAACAGCCUGAAACAUGACAUCCCCUGUCACUCCAAAAGCAGGAGGAACAAGAAGAAAAAGAUCCCUCUGAUGAAUGGAGAAGAAGUGGACAUGGACCUGUCUGCCAUGGACGCCGACUCGCCCCUGCUGUGGAUCCGGAUCGACCCCGACAUGUCGGUGCUGAGGAAGGUGGACCUGGCACAAGCCGACUUCAUGUGGCAGUACCAGCUGCGCUACGAGCGAGAUGUGGUGGCGCAGGAGGAGGCCAUUGUGGCACUGGAGAAAUUCCCCACUGCUGCCUCUCGCCUGGCCCUUACUGACAUCCUCGAGCAAGAGCAGUGCUUCUACAAAGUGCGCAUGCAGGCCUGCUUCUGCUUGGCCAAGAUUGCGAACUCCAUGGUGAGCACGUGGCAAGGACCUCCAGCUAUGAAGUCCCUGUUCACGCGUAUGUUCUGCUGCAAGAGCUGCCCUAACAUCGUCAAGACCAACAACUUCAUUAACUUCCAGAGCUACUUCCUGCAGAAGACCAUGCCAGUGGCGAUGGCUUUGCUCAGGGACGUGCAGAAUCUCUGUCCUAAAGAGGUCCUUAACUUCAUCCUCGACCUCAUCAAGUACAAUGACAAUGGGAAAAAUAAGUUCUCAGAUAAUUACUACCGCGCAGAACUGAUCGAAGCCCUGACCAACUCCUUAACUCCAGCCAUCAGCAUCAACAACGAGGUGCGUACUGUGGACAGUCUGAACCCCGACGUCAAGCUCAUCCUGGAGGAAGUGACACGCUACCUGAACAUGGAGAAACUGCUGCCGAGCUACAGGAACAUCAUCACCGUCAGCUGCCUGCGGGCCAUCAGGAUGCUGCAGAGGAACGGCCACAUCCCCAGCGACCCGAGCGUCUUUAAAUCCUACGCGGCGUACGGCCAUUUUGUGGACGUGAGACUUGCGGCGCUCGAGGCUGUGGUCGACUACACAAGAGUCGACAGGAGCACUGAGGAGCUUCAGUGGCUGUUGGACAUGGUCCAGAAUGAUCCUGUACACUAUGUGAGACACAGGAUUCUAAACAUGUUGUCCAAGAAUCCGCCCUUCACUAAAGCAGCAGAGUCUCCUCUGUGCACCGAGGCUCUCGUGGACCAACUGUGGAAACUGAUGAAUUCUGGUACCUGGCAUGACUGGCGUUUACGCUGCGAUGCUGUGAACCUGUACCACAAUCUGUUUGGUCUGACCAGGCCCUCAUGCCUGCCUCUGCCGGAACUCGGACUCGUCCUCAACCUGAAGGAGAAGAAGGCCGUCCUGAACCCCACCAUCAAAUCGGAUUCAGAGGGACUUGAGCUUGCACCCGACAUGGUCUUCUGUAGCAGUGUGAAAGAGGAGCAUGUUGUUAUGGAGCCGAGUUUAAGCAGCAUAGCCCUCACUCCACAGGGCCUGAAGAGGAAGGCCGAGACGCCUUUGGCUUCGCCCCCUGAACCUGGACAAGUGCUACAAGAUGAGCCAAUGGGAAAGAUAGCUGUCAAGACCCGAUUUCCUAUGCAUGAGGAUGAGGAUAUUGACAUGGACACAGUUCAUGACAGCCGAGCAUUUAUCUACCAUCACCUGAGCAUGCUGGAUCGACCAUCAACACCAGGUCGAGAACCUCCUAUCAUGGAGCAGGCUGCCAUGCCCAUGCCAGCUACACCUAUUCCAACGUUUGCUAAGGAGGGUGCCUCCUCCUCUUCCUCCUCGAAGCACCACCACCACCACCAUCACCACCACCAUGAGCACAAGAAGAAGAAGAAGAAGCACAAGCACAAGCACAAGCACAAACACAAGCAUGAGAGCAAGGACAAAGAGAAGGAGCGCGACCUCCACAGCUUUGCUAACAGCCCGGCGAGUGGCCGCUCACCCUCACUGUCUGACUAACACCAGUUCCACAGUGUGCUAUCUCUUUAACUCAGAUUUCUACAGGAACAUGUUGACAGAUUGAUGUUUCCUGAAACUCCUCUUGUGUCUUGUCCUGUAGGAGAAAGACCAUCGUGACAAAUCGGUGAUUUUACAAACGUACAUUUUCCUUGAAUCCACAGAUCACCUGAACCAUGCUAACAGUUUAAUAUCCUCGUUGCCUGAUGGCUAGUUUAAAGAGCAAAAAGCAUUCCUAGCUAGUCAAAUAAAAAUCUUUUCUGUAUCUUACCUCUACAAUACAAUGCUUUGUUAAAUCUUUACACAAUGACCUGUUCAUCUGAAGUAUUGUUAUUGUACAAACUCACAAAUCCUCAGCGCUGGAAUUCUGCAUUGUUUUGCUUUUCAAAAUGCUUUGUGUAGCUACUAGCAUGGCUACUUCUCUCAAACUGUAGCUCAAACUCGGCUUCUUGGACAUCCACCUAGUUGUUACACUUGUUUCAUCAUAAUCCUUUCUGUAUCCAUACAGCAGCCAAGGACCCUCUGGUUGGGUGGGUAACGGGGUGAUCUCAGGUUUUAUAACAUUACCUUUUUUUGCAUAUUUGUAGAUGAAAUAAAUUAUACCUUUUCUAAAAA